GAGCGUCCGAUAACUCCAGGUCAGAUCUGUAAUGGAAACUAUAUUUGGAAGAUAGAAGGUUUCCGAUCUCUGCUUUCCCAGUAUGCUAGCGAUGGAAUAGUAACAUCACUUGAGAGUCCUUCGAUUCACACUAGCUGGCGUGGAUACAAGUUCUUCAUGCGUAUCUUUCCAAACGGCAUUGAUGGCGGACAUGGAAGACACAUUGGCCUUUUUGUUGGCAUAAUGCAGGGAGAGUACGAUACUGUUCUGGACUGGCCCUUCCGUGGACGAAUCUCUCUCACCAUCAAGGAUCAAAGCACUGAUGUUCAUGGCUUCCACCAAGAUAUCAGUGGCACGUUCAUGGCCAACAGAAAUCAGGCAGCUUUUCAGAAACCCACGGCUGCCGAGCGAUACAAAACCCUGUAUGGUUACGCAGAGUUUGCGCCUAUCACCAUGGUUUGUGCCCCACAGUAUUCUAAAGAUGAUACCGUUAUGAUACAGAUUGAGAUCCAUAACAUUCCCUAA
This is a messenger RNA of Porites evermanni, 504 nucleotides long. The record is from the annotation of a GenBank genome assembly. Lineage: Eukaryota; Metazoa; Cnidaria; Anthozoa; Scleractinia; Poritidae.